AUGUGGAGGCUCGUGGUUCAAACCUUUAAACAUCUCCUGAGAUCCAGUUGAUAAACUGAACUCCGACUCACCAGAAGGAUGACAACAUCUUUGACAGUUUCUCUUGUUUUGGCUUUGGGAUUAAUACAUCCCAUCUGUAUGUCGCUUUCUGCCCAUCCUGAGGAUUUAGAGGGGUCGGGUUAUGAAUGGGACGGUUCUGGUUCAGGGGAUUCGUCAGACCAAGGUGAAAUGGAAAAUAUCAUCCGUCAACCCAACAGCAAAGGAACCAAGAAUACUUUACAUAACUUUGAAGAUAUAUACAAAGACGGCGGAUCAGGGUUUGUCAUUGUGGAAAACAGCAAGAGUCUCUUGGACAACAAAGAAAUCGUUGCCGCCGUUAUUACAGGAGGAGUUAUAGGAGCGGCCGUUGCAGUUUUACUGGGAGCAGUGUUAAUCUACAUGUGGAAGAAGAAAGAUACCAAAGGAUACAUCCCGGGUCAACAACAGGCUUCAGAUUAUCAUGGACCCAACAGGGAGGUAGUUGUUGUUUAACCUUAAACUUUCACAACAUUGUUCACGCUCUGAAGCCAAUGUCUGUAACUUAGGAAAUACUCUAGAGAGGGUAUUUACUUGUUUUUCUGGAGUGAAGGAUGGGUAAUGACACUUACCCUUGCACUUAAUGGAUAUGUAUCCGUAGUAUCUGUUUAUUUGAUAUUGUAUUUAUGAUUAGGAUGAAAUAUAAGAACUCUUUAUUUACAAAUUGUCUUAAUUUAUUACUACUAACACAAAACCAAAACCUGAUCAAACACGUGAAACCAGAUGAAAAUAGAAUAAAUGAAUCAAAUUAAAUGUGAUGCAUGUAAAAAUGACAGGAAUAAGCCACACAGUAAAAGUGGGUCUUCAGAAGAUAGGUUGCUGUGAUCAUUUUUGACCUGCAGUUGUACGAAUUCUUUAUAAAUCUGGUGUACAGUCACUUUGUAAGAAAUGUUUUGUAAAAAAUAUUUAAUAGCCCCUUUUUUUGGCGUCACAGUAUGAAAAUCAGUCCGCCAUUAAAUGUCGACACAAAAUGUUACAACACAAGUUUGAGACUUCAGUCUUUGCAAGAAAGUAUCUUGUGUCCUUAACUAUUGU
Pungitius pungitius (ninespine stickleback) is the source of this 1110-nucleotide messenger RNA. RefSeq names its product syndecan-1-like. Bases 79 to 531 code for a protein of 150 amino acids. NCBI's taxonomy places the organism in Eukaryota, Metazoa, Chordata, Actinopteri, Perciformes, Gasterosteidae. The transcript has 5 exons. The record is from RefSeq and is a predicted model, not a curated record.